This is a messenger RNA of Parnassius apollo (apollo), 222 nucleotides long. The record is from the annotation of a GenBank genome assembly. Lineage: Eukaryota; Metazoa; Arthropoda; Insecta; Lepidoptera; Papilionidae.
AUGGACACUAUAAUGAGAUUAACAAAGGAAAAAGUUGACGCGAUCACUGUACAAGAGUGGAAAAAUGUUUGUGACCAUGCAGUUAAAGAAGAAAAAGUAUUUGAUUGUCUAGACGCUGCUAUCGACGGUUUAUCGGAGCGAUUCAUUAUUAACACAGGCUCUGAUGAGUCAUCAGACGAGAGUGAAGAUGAAGAUGCAAUGAGCGGAGAAGAAGAGUUAUAA